AGAUGAUGAAAAGGCGGAAAAUGUGCACGGCCGUGUCAUUUCACCUGUCACCCUAAAACUAGCAACACCAUGGCUGAGGGACUCCUCAUCUCAAUCUUAGGCCUACUUCCCCUCUUACCAUCUGCUGCAACCAUCAACGGCUGUGGCGGCACUGUGGACACCCGAGAACAUCACAGCGGCUUCCUUACGUCCCCUGGCUACCCUGACCACUACCCUGAGGACACGACCUGCACAUGGUUCAUUCAGGCUCCGUUGCAUGAAAAAAUUCGGAUCGAAUUCCAUGACUUUGACGUAACUGGGUCUGUUGGGUGUCACGGAGACUACGUCAGCAUCUCCUCUCCAAGUUCAAAGCAGCAAGAGAAAGUAAAACAUAGAGUAAAAGCGGAGGAGCCAAAGGGGGACGAAGUGAGAUAUUGCGGUGCCAAAGGACCAGAUAUCAUAACUUCAAAAGGUGACACACUUGUGGUGACUUUUGUCUCAAAUGCAAAAGGAUCUUGCCGGGGAUUCAAUGCUACAUACAGCGUGAGGGAAGAAUGGGUCACCUGUGGUUCCUUCACACAAGCUCAGGAAUUCACCUUCAGCUCACCCGACUAUCCCGCUUCCUUGCCCGCUGACCCACUUCAGUGUUCCAUUACGGUGGACCACGGCUGCGACUCUCCGAUAUGCCAGCUUCGGCUGGACUUCGACGAGUUCUUGCUUCAGCCGCCAUACUGGGGGGAGUGUAAGUACGAUCGCUUCUACGCGGAAAGCGCUACGCCUCUUCCUUUUCUCUGUGGUGUCAACAACGGCUCUCAUAUGUAUGUGAACGUGGAGGGCAGAGGCAAGACGGAGUUGACGUUCAUGCUUCAGGAACUGGAGUAUUACCUGUACCAUUGCUACGACCUUUACGGAAGCAUCUCAAAUGAAGAAAAGUUGAAAGAUGAAGAAGAAUCAGAUGAAAACGUCCAAGUUGAAGCACCAAAAAAUAGGAAGAAAAGAGAAUCUGGAGAUUUCAGACAGGAAGACAGCAAUGUUGACUAUACAGACCCGGAGAACAAUGUGGGAAGAGAAGCCCUGCAGGAGGAAAGAAUUAUCCGUCAGGCCCCCUCUACCGCAGCCUCCAGUGCAGCCCCGACCACCACAACCACGACCACCACAACCUCUUCCACCAGUACCACUACCACGGAGGGAGACGUCACAGUGGCUCUUUACAAUUACAAGGAUGCCAAGGUUGUCUCGUUCCCUACAAGGCGGGCAUGGAGGAUUAAAGUCACGCAAAUCCCCUGCGAGUGUCCCAAAGCCCGCGUGCCACAAGCACCUGUGGGUUGUUUGCAGUAUUACCAAGGCAUCACUGAUGAGUUUAAAAGCUUUAAUUUUGAUGGCGUGGGAUGCUACUCAGAAGACCGUUGGUGUGACUUCUCCACCAUCAGCCACGCCUCAGACUGUGACAUCAGAGUUGGUUAUACAGGACAUUUUAACAACUUGGACUACAGCAUCUGUGUGGAGCCCGAGUCAGGCUUCUGCGGCAUCCAGUACCAGCAGAUUGACCGGAAUGGCUUCUCGCUUACUAACGUCACCCAUUUCAAGAAUGAGGACGCCUCCUCCUUGGCCGAGGAACGUCUUUGA
Molecule: messenger RNA, 1605 nt
Organism: Eriocheir sinensis (Chinese mitten crab)
Lineage: Eukaryota; Metazoa; Arthropoda; Malacostraca; Decapoda; Varunidae
Product: neuropilin-2-like
Exons: 11
Coding region: 70-1605 (511 amino acids)
Source: RefSeq, a predicted model, not a curated record